Molecule: messenger RNA, 2226 nt
Organism: Dimorphilus gyrociliatus
Lineage: Eukaryota; Metazoa; Annelida; Polychaeta; Dinophilidae
Source: the annotation of a GenBank genome assembly
CAUUCCGUUAUCUGUGCGGAGUAGGUAGGUUGGUAGUCUGCUCAAAGCUCUUAUUCUAUUUUGCGGAAAUCUUGUUGAAUAAAUAAAUAAAGGAUAAUGAACUACAAUAGAUCACCUCAAACGAUGAGAACUCCAGGAAUGGAAGUCGUUGUGAAGUAUAUUCAAACAGACGAUGUUGAACUGACUAUGGUUAGUCUAGAAAGACUACCCAAAGAUGCAGUUUCUGCAAUGAGUAUAAAGUUUGCUGGAAAACAAUCAUAUAGCGGUAUUGUAAUAGUAAAGGAUAAGACGAUACCGGAUGAUCGUCGACCAGAUACGAUCAGACGCUUUACUACCUUCAUGCAACAGAAAAAUCAGAGUGGAGACUCUCACCGGGAAGCGAGAAGCAUACGAUUCUGGUUCGCUAAUAACAAUUAUAACGCUAUCGAAAAGGAAGAUAUUGCCGAUAAUUUAUUUGAUGACCUCUUAGUACCGGAGAAUUUUCCAAAAGAUUAUCUGAGAUAUAUUCUCUUUAUGGCCAAACUCCUCCAAAAAUAUAUCGAACUAGAUAAGAUGGAAUUAGAAUGGCGAAAAGCAAAAGAUCACGAAGUGGAUGAAGCCGCCUAUGAAAUGUCAGCCCCUCGUCUCGAUUCAUCAAUGAACAUAGGUGCCGGAACUAGUCAAACGUCGCAAAGCGGUCAAAUUUUACAUAAACCACCGGAUCAAUUACAGGACAGACAUCAAUCAGAUUUACUUCAUGUGACUUUAAACCAGUCGUCGUUUGACGAGGAUGGCUCAUCUGAAUUUUCGACUAUGAAGAUUGGACCGAAAAUGAUACUUGAUAAAAAAGUGUUCGUCUCGAAAAAAGGUUUUGAAAUCUUGGGCCUAAUCAGACAGUAUCAAGUUGUCAAGGUCUUAGAAGAUGCUUUUCCUAACAGCGUAUCUGUUGAGCAUGUGGCCAAAUGCUGCGCACCAGUGUCAUCUGAUGCAGACAAAUACGAUAGAAAUCUAUGUAAAUGGAGAAUUAGAGCCAAAGUAACAAUGGACGUUCUGAGUAGAAAGGGAAUUAUUAAGGAAAUAGGGGUGAAAACGGGAAAGUAUAUCAGAGCAGUAGAACAGGCAUCCGCUCCAGCUUCCUCUGCUGCAGCAGCUGUUGCAGAGGCCGAAGCUCUAGCCGCUGCCGAUGCUAAUAGUGCUAAUGAACGAGGUAAUAGAAACAAAGGUUCCCUAAACAGACAGCCGUCAUUCAAAGCAAGAGCCUUGCAGAUAGAUGAAUUUGCCGGAGAAACACAUCACGUUAACAACAUACCUAUCCUUCCGACCGAUGAACAACCUACCGUUGCAGUUGUUACUCUGCUUUUCGAAGAGAAAAUGGCAAUUGAUGCUUUGCUUUCUAAUAGAAAAACUUAUGUUAGAGCCAAGGUGACUGGGGAAGGUCAAGUUUACACUAUUGGAAAAGUUGGCCGUCUUCGAGUUGUAACAACGAAAUUGUCAAGAGUAUCUGGAAGAGGAGCUAUUGUAGCCGCUGGUAAUACUAUAACACGAUUACUUGGUACAUUUUCGAAAUUACAACACACUUUAAUUAUUGGAGUGGGUGGUGGCGUACCAGUUCAUGAUGGCAGUAAUUUUCCCAGAGAGGGUGAUGUUGUAGUAUCUAGGCGAUCUUUUGACGAUGGUCCACUUUAUACCCAUGUCUCCACUAUUGAUAGAACAGAAGAUGGUGAAAUUGCUUAUAGUCAACGAACAUGGAAAGCUUCUGAUCCAAUUUUAGAAGAUAAAAUUAAAAAUUUGGAUGAAGGAUUAUUCAGUUUAUACGUAGAGGAUGUAUUAAAUUUUUUUGAGAGCCGUCGUGAAACGAGAUUCUAUAAGCCCGUUAGUGCACCACCACCCCAAGUAUUUCAUGGUCUCGUAGGUGCCAGUAAAUUUUUAUUACACGAUCAACAAUAUUUGAUGGAUUACGCAUCGAAAUUCCAACUCAAAGCGAUGGACGCCGGCUUUGGAGCAGUGUUUGAAUCAUUGGAGGGUUCUCGUCACGAAUCUUUUCUAAUUAUCCGCGGUAUCUCUGACCUAGUAAACGGAAAUAAGCGAAACGAAUGGCAGCAAUAUGCAGCUGUAUUAGCUGCAUGUUAUGCUAGACUAUUAUUGGAAGAACUCCAGCCAACACAACCUUCUCCCGUGAAAAAAGUCCCUAAGAAGUUAUUUGAAUUCGAUACUAGACAAAACCCGUCGUCCCCCACCUAUGUAUAA